CUGUGCGGCACCGCUCAGAGGGCAUCGCCCGGACACAGCAGCGGCCCUCCCCCGCCUGCCCGCUCUCCCUCCGGAGCCCCACGAGAACCCGCCGGACAUGGCGCCCCCGUGGGUCCCUGCGGUCGGCUUCACGCUGUUCCCGAGCGUCGGCGGCAUUCUGGGCUCCCGGAUCACCAGCCGCGAGGUGCCCACGUGGUACGCGACUCUGGAGCAGCCAUCGUGGCAUCCGCCCUACUGGACGCUGGCUCCCGUCUGGGGGACGCUGUACACGGCGAUGGGGUACGGCUCCUACCUGGUUUGGAAGGAGCUGGGGGGCUUCACCGAGAAGGCCCUGGUGCCCCUGGGGCUCUACGCCGGGCAGCUGGCCCUCAACUGGGCCUGGCCUCCCUUAUUCUUUGGUGCGCACCAAAUGGGCUGGGGCCUGGUGGAGAUCAUCUUGACCAGCGGGGCUGCAGUGGCCACCACCCUGUCCUGGCACCCCGUGAGCCCGACGGCCUCCCGCCUCAUGUACCCUUACCUGGCCUGGAUGGCGAUGGCCACCGCCCUGAAUUACUGCGUCUGGCGGGAUAACAAGGGCAAGCGUCGCCGUCAUCCGGAAUAAAGGGGCGCCGCAGCUUCGGGGCUUGAGAUGGGCCUCGGAAGCGAGACGAGGGUGUCGUAAAGCCGACUCGGGGCUCCUCAUUAGGGGGCGGCUUGGCAGAGAACACACCCUCUCUGUAGGCAGGGCCUCCCCCUACACGCUCCCUACCGUGUCUGAAGAUCUAACAGGAAGAUCAGGCCCUGCCUAGCCCCAGCGCUCUGAACGACCCGGGGCUCCGCGAGCCCCACGAAGCUCCGCCGAGGCCCACGAAGCUCCGCCGAGGCCCACGAAGCUCCGCCGAGCCCCACGAAGCUCCGCCGAGCCCCACGGGGCGCCGUGUUGGUUUGCUCUAGUGGCUCACCGGCCCCAACUUUUACACGCAAAAUAAAGUUCUACACCGUG
Gracilinanus agilis (Agile Gracile Mouse Opossum) is the source of this 982-nucleotide messenger RNA. RefSeq names its product translocator protein (gene TSPO). Gene Ontology annotation, molecular function: cholesterol binding. The transcript is spliced from 4 exons. The record is from RefSeq and is a predicted model, not a curated record. Lineage: Eukaryota; Metazoa; Chordata; Mammalia; Didelphimorphia; Didelphidae. The coding region runs from base 98 to 601 and encodes 167 amino acids. Gene Ontology annotation, cellular component: membrane; endoplasmic reticulum.